AUACUGUCGUAAUCGGUUCACGAGAGAGCGCAUUUGACGGCCCUAUAUUCACAUUUAUUUAAAAUUUCGGAUUAAAAAUGGCGAAAACUCAUUGAAUAUGUUAAUGAAAGCGUAAAUAUUUUUAAUUACACUCCGGCAGGGGAGAAAGACCCACCACACGCUCUUCGGAUUGUGUCAUGGCGGCACAGAUGGCGGUAAAUUCGGGAGCCAGCCUAUGGGGGCCUCUGAAGGAGCUAUGGAAGACUGUGGAGGGGGCUGUGUUGAGGAGGCAACCAGAGAGCUUCCAUUUGCUCGACCUGCAGUUGAAAAAACACAAGCCGCACUUUCUGUCCCUCUUUAAGAACCCGCCAAAGAGUGCAGAGCAGAGAGAGAAGGUGCGCAAAGCCAGCACAGAAGGCAUCGCUAUUCAAGGUCAGCAGGGGUCACGACUUCUUCCGGAGCAGCUCGUUUCAGAGGCCUUUAUCCUCAGUGACUUGUUUGACGUUGGAGAGUUGGCAGCUCUGGAGCUCUUGCUCGCGGGCGAGCAGCAGCAGUCCCACUUUCCUGGUUUGACACGUGGGUUGGUGGCAGUGCUCCUCUAUUGGGAUGGCAAGCUUUGUGUGGCAAACGCUCUGCGCACUCUUAUCCAGUCACGUCACGGCAAGACUUUCACCCUGAAUUUAAGUGGAGAGCUUGUGUCUUUGACGACACAUUUUACUGAUGAACUGAUGAGCCAGGGUUUGACGAAACGCAUCUUGACCUUGGUGAACGAGAUAAAUCUGACACGAGAGUUUGAACGGCUGCAGAAGGAGCGAGGCCUCGGGAAUGAAAAGCACAGAAAGGAGGUUUCUGAUUUCAUCAAAGAAUGUCGUCAGGCCCUUGCGGACAGCCUGUUUGCAUGGACCUGCCAAUCACCUUUGACUAAAGAUGAUACGCUGGCUCUCAUUGGGUAUUUGGAGACAGUAACGGCUCAAGCUGAUGGCUCACUGGACAGUGUGAAUCUGGCUGUGGUCAUGGCACUCCUGUACUGUUUGGAUGUCAGUUUCAUCGAGCAGGGGACUGAAGACAGGGAAGACCUUCUUCAGACGCUUCCGCUGCUAACGGAGAGACAGUAUGUGUCGGCAGUGCACAAUCGUUUAAUGGACAGUCAGCCGUGGAAGCUUCCAGGUCUGCAGGCUGUGUGUCGCCUGACCUGGGCGCUUUCUCUGAGAGUCCUGUCCCAGCUGCCACAGGGUGCCGCCCUGGUGGAGUUUACUGAGGCAGAUGAAGUGCUGGCAGACCAGGCUGUCCUGGGAGAUGUCUUCCUGUUCCUUAAAGAGGGCAUGCUCGAUUGUGAGAGUUUCUUCCAGGAAGAGUUUUAUAUUCGCCGCCUUCACUCACUCAUUACAGAUUUUCUGGCACUAAUGCCAAUGAAGGUGAAGCAGCUCCGCAACCGUGCUGAUGAGGAUGCCCGCUUGGUGCAUAUGUCCUUACAAAUGGAUAAUGAGCCACCAUCGUCUUUGCGCAAGGACUUGGACCACCUCAUGAUGCUUAUAGGAGAGUUUUACAACAAAGACCCGUUUGGCUUAGAGUUGGGUCUGGAAUUCUGGUGUCCCACAGAGUCCCUACAACACACCUCGCUGCAAGGAUCCUACCUGGGAAUGGCAAUGCAGAGGCCACCACAUAAACAGGUGGUCCUGUCCAAGUUUGUGCGUCAAAUGGGAGACCUUCUGCCAUCUACUCUUUAUAUCUCCUAUCUCAGGAUGCUGAAAGGCCUUGCCAAUGGUCCUCAGUGUGCCCACUACUGUUUCAGCCUGCUUAAAACAAAUGGCGCUACACACAGUGAUAACCUUCAGGGAGUAUCGGGCAGCCCAGUGUCAUGGGAGCAUUUUUUCCACUCCCUGAUGCUCUAUCAUGAGAAUUUGCGAAGGGACCUACCAAACCCAGAUGCAGCGCAAUAUCGCCACCCGCCUCUACGGGGCAUCACGCAAAGGGAACUGGAAGGACUCACCUCAUUUUUGCAGUUACUCACGACAAUCAUCACAUGGAGUGAAAAUGCUCGCCUGGCAUUGUGCGAGCAUCCCCAGUGGACCCCUGUCGUGGUGAUGUUGGGGUUGCUGCAGUGUAGCGUUCCCCCUGUCCUGAAAGCUGAGCUGCUUCGCUGCCUGGCUGCCUUUGGGAAGUCACCUGAAAUUGCAGCUUCACUGUGGCAGUCACUGGAGUACACACAGAUCCUUCAGACAGUGCGUGCCCCAGGACAGAGACAGGCUGCUGGAAUUGAGGUCGAGCUGAAUGAGAUUGAGUCAAGCUGUGAGGAGUACCCUCUGACACGAGGCUUCUGUCAUCUGAUAAGCACGCUGGUGGAAAGCAGUCUUCCCCUUAAUUUGGGUGCAGGGCUGCGGGUACCAGGCUUCCAGCCAUACCUCAACUUCUUGCGUGAUUCUGUCUUUCUGGCUUUCCCGACCAGAGCGUACCGACGUCCUGCUGAGAAGUGGGAAGUAGCUGAUGCUACCCUGGAAGUGUUCUACAAGCUGCUGCGGGAUUAUGAGCCGCAGCCGUCAGACUUUGUUCAGGAGAUGGUGGAGCUGCAGGGCGAGCAGGUACCAGCCCACAAGCCACCAGGCCACAGCAUCAUGUUCCACCUGCUCAAUGACUCGCCCAUGUUGGCGCUCUGCCUCAGCGUACUCGAGGAGGGUGUACGCCAACUGGACACCUACGCCCCCUUCCCUGGAAAGAAACACCUGGAGUCUGCUGUUCUGCGCUGCCUCUGCCUGUUGGAUCUGACCCUCCAGAAGGAGGUGGUGUUCAUGGACCUCCUCAGGGAGAGCCAGGCCUCCUUGCUGGUUUCCCCAUUGGAGCAGCUCCUGCAGGGGGUCAGUCCUCAAACCCGCAGAGCAGAUCACAUAGUCAACGUUGCAAGAUAUUUAUACCACAACGACUCCAACCCUGAGGCAGCCUUCCAGAGUGCCAAGAUCUUGCGUCGCAUCGCCAACUACCCAAACAUUCACGUUCGGCUUGUCGGGGAUUUCACACAUGACCAGACUGUUAGUGAUAAGCUGAUGGCAGGUUUUGUGGAAUGUCUGGACAAUGAUGAAGCAGACGAAGGAACGGAGACAGAAAACGACUCGGAUUGUCAAAAGAAGGUGGCACGAAUAAGACAUGAAACCCAGAUUCAUAUCCUGAACCUGCUCAUCACCUCUUUGGAGCUGAAGACACCUAAUCUGGCACUGUAUCUACUGGGUUAUGAAGUCAAGAAGCCUGUGUCUUCCACUAACCUGCAGGACCAAGGUGUGUUGGGAUGCCCUCGGAGCUGCCUGCACGCCAUCCUGAGUCUCUUGCAGAGGGGCACUGAGAAAAGAUCUGGACCUGUGCUCACUCAGCAUGCGCCACACCUGGCGGAGCUUUGCUACCAGGUGAUCUACCAACUGUGUACCUCCCCUGAAACAUCUGGGCCCACCAUGCGUUAUUUGAGGACCAGCCAGGACUUCCUGUUCUCUCAUCUGCAGCACUUACCUUUCAUCUUGCCUGGGGACCAGAUUGCUGCACUGUCCCAGAUGUCCUGGCUCAUGAAAACAGCAGCCAUUGAAUUGAGGGUGACCUCACUGAACCGUCAGCGUUCACAUACACAACGCCUCGUCAACCUGCUGCUUGAUGACCAGCCCCACUCACAGCAUGCAGGUAGGGCUGAAGGAGAAUCUGGCAUGGAGGAGGAGACCAGAUCAGUCAGUGGUUUCUUACAUUUUGACUCUGUUUCUAAAGUACGCAGGAAGUUGCUGAGUGUGUUGGACGCCAUCGACUUUAGCCAAGAUAUGCCCGAGCUGCUGCAGCUCGACUUUUUUGAACGUACUCAGAUAGAGCAAGUCAUCUCCAACUGUGAACACGUCAAUGAGCAAGGGCACACUGUGUGCAAUGUUAAGUUGCUCCAUAGAGUGCUGGUUGCUGAGGUGAAUGCUCUGCAAGGCAUGGCAGCCAUUGGACAGAGACCCCUGUUAAUGGAGGAGGUGAACUCCAUCUUGCAGCAGGUGGUGGAACGUAACCGCGUCCGUCGGAGUCUGAGUGCAAAGAGACAUGCGCUGCAGUCCUGGAGGAGCCUGGUGGAGACGCUGCUGACAGCCUGCCCUGCUGAUCUUAUAGCAGUUGAAGAUAGACAGCUCAUCAUCAGAGACCUGCUGCUGGAUCUGCAUGACAAGGUUUUAUCUGACGAUGCAGCAGGAGAACUGAUGCCUAUUGUCGCUGGGGCUGUCUUCACCUUAACCACUCACCUCAGCCAAUCGGUUCUGUCUGAGCAUCAGCAAGGGGUGGGAUUAGAAUCUACAUCUGGCUUUUCCUCUAUUGCAAACUCUGCCCUUCAUCUUGUCCUUCGCAAACUGCUGGACUUCAUCCUUUCUACUGGCGGGGGAUACCAGCGUCUGCGGGCUCACCUGUAUGGCUCUUUGCUGUACUACCUUCAAAUUGCCCAGAAGCCCGAGGAACCAAACACUCUGCAGACAGCAGGAAGGGCAAUGUGGGAGCGUCUCACAGCCCCUGAAGAUGGCUUUUCCAAACUGCAGAGAGAGAACCUCACCAUCAUCGAGAGCUACGGCAGGGUACUAAUGGAGGUGGUGUGCAGGGAUGCAUGUGAUGGCCAUGAAAUAAGUAGGAUGCUCGCUCUGGCAGUACUGGACCGAAUCCUGUCCAUUGACCGCCAGAACCAGUGGCUGGUGUACAUUUGCAACAGUGGGUACCUUCGCUCACUAGUAGAGAGCCUGCGGCAGGAUGACCUGGCCCUGCAGAGCCUGCUCACACCUCAGCCUCCCCUCCUCAAGCCACUCUACAUCUACGAGAGCAAAAUGGCCCUGCUGACCCGGGUAGCCAAGACAAACCAGGGGGCUGUGGAGCUGCUGCGCAGUGGACUGGUAGCACAGCUGAUUGAGUGUCAGGUGUUUGACAUGGUACCUGAUAGUGACUCUCAGAGGGUGAUGAGGGACCCGUCAGGUUUCAUCCCCAGCCCCAUGGACCGUUAUAGGCAGAUUCUUUUACCUACCCUGAGACUCUUUCAGGUGAUCCUGACGUCUACCACUGUGAAUCACCAGCAGGGGGCAGCACAGAUCCUCCAGUGGCUGAUAGUCCAUGCAGACACCAUCCAGUCACUGCUGCGCUGUCCAGAGCUCAGUAUUGGAGCUUUGCAGGAGCUUUCCUUGCUCUCUGGUAUCAUCAGUAAGACUGCUCUUCCAGGUGCCCUUGAGAUGGGUGGAGAGGUCAACGGUGCGGCUCUGAUGGAGUUUCAAGGUCACAUCAACAGAUUCCAGCGUCUUUGCCUGCAGCUGCUUGGCCGCCUGGCAGGCAGUGAGCGUGAGAGGUUGCUGAAACAGGCGGAGGUGACCACAGUCGGAGAUUCAGCUGAACGAGAGGAGAUGGAGGUGGCCAUGCAGCAAGUGUGCGCCAACAUUAUGGAGUACUGCCAAACCCUGCUGCUGCAGAGCUCCGCUCAAGCCCAGUUCAGUAUCUGCCUCUUCAGCCCGCUUGGCAGCGAGCCAGACGGCAGGGACGGAAAUCGCACAGAUCUUAGCUCCACCCUGCCCAACAUGGCGUACUCGCGGACCCCCAGUUUGGGCCUCAUCCUCUAUCUGCUCAAGAACAGCGCCGCCGACUUCUUCCACUUUCACCAGAGUCACAGGCAGAAUCUGGGCAAGCUGCAGAGCCUGGAUCAGCUUCCCCCUGAGGAGCUCAAGGAGUUGUGCCAAGGCCUGGUGUCAGGACCAGGAGGGGUGGAGAAGAUCUCCUCAGUCCAAAGAAGUUUGCUGGCCAAGAGAAGACUGGUCCAACUCAUCAACAACAGAGCCAAGCUGCUGGCACUGUGCUCCUACAUUAUUGAGACUUGUUUGUUUGUGUUGUGGCGCCACCUUGAGUACUACCUGCUGCACUGCACCCCCACCGACCCAAAGGACUCCCCGCUGCCUGGAGCCAGCUUAUAUCGAUCUCGCCUCGCUAACGACUCUUUUUGUGGCCUUCAAGCAAGUGCUGGCAGAAGUUCCAUUUCCUGUGUCACUAAGCAAGAUUUAGAAUUGUUGAAGAGCGACAUGGCUGCUGGUUUCGGAGAAGCUCUCCAGAGGAAGCUCUUGGAGGUGGAAGGCUUGUACAGCCAAGUGCACUCACGCUACACCUUCAUACAGGCUCUCGUACGCAGGAUCCGAGGCCUCCUGAGACAGUCCAAAAGCUGAGACUGACAGACGCAUACAGAUGGACGACAUUGCAAUGAAUCAUUUUUCGUGCAAAAUGAUGGCGACCUUACACAAUACAUAUUUUGUUUUAGAAUUAUUCUCUCUCAAACAUGAUGGGACAUGAACGUUAUGACAAUAAUCUCACACUUAAAGGAGAGGGAAUUACCCCAUAAUAACAUUUCUUUUGUUUAAUUCCUCUUUUUCUUGCAAAUAAAUGUUUUCUAC
Molecule: messenger RNA, 6383 nt
Organism: Dunckerocampus dactyliophorus (ringed pipefish)
Lineage: Eukaryota; Metazoa; Chordata; Actinopteri; Syngnathiformes; Syngnathidae
Gene: nup205
Product: nucleoporin 205
Exons: 42
Coding region: 177-6158 (1993 amino acids)
Biological process (GO): nuclear pore organization
Cellular component (GO): nuclear pore; nuclear pore inner ring
Molecular function (GO): structural constituent of nuclear pore
Source: RefSeq, a predicted model, not a curated record